AUAUAAUUGGGUUCUACUACUCACUACUCGCUACUCAGCUCGUUCGAGUCCUUCUUCCCAAAAGCACUUUUAUCACUUUUGGUUUUACCAACCAACCUCCUCCUUGCUCACUUUUUCAACGCACUCUCCCUCUCUCCACCCCUCUCAAAUCCUCUCUCUCUUUCUCUCCGUUGUUUUCAACCACUUAAACUCCCACCACCACUCUCAUCAAUAAACAUUAAACACCUGACCACCGUUACCACCCACCACCACCACAACCCAAAAACCAAAAAAAAACAAAAAACAGAGCAAAAGACGAAAAUGGAUUUGAACAACAACUUCACCGGAGCUUCAAGGCCCUCCCCGACAUCCUCGACUGACAUGGAGCAGAUGUCGGAGACCCCACAGCGCGGGUCCCACCACCGCCGAGCCCACUCUGACACCUCCUUCCGCAUCCCCAACUUCGACGACCUCCUCCUCUUCGACCCUUCCGACCUCGACCUCUCCUGCCUCCCCUCCCCAACCAUCCUGCCACGUAGCAGCAACCCAAUGACCCAGGACUCCGACGACUCCUCCGGCCCACCCAACCCCUUCCCGAGCUCCAGGCCCGGCGGCCCCUCCACCGCAUCCGCCGCCCACCUCCGGAGCCUAUCCGUCGACUCCGACUUCUUCGACGGCCUCGGCCUCGGCGCCGGAGGAGACUCCGGCAGAGAAGCCCUUGUGGGGCAGAGGUCUGGGUCCCACCACAGGCACAGCAACUCAAUGGACGGCUCCUUUACGCCGUCGUUUGAGGCGGACUCGCCUGUGAUCGUGGUGGACGGUAUCAAGAAGUCCAUAGCUCCUGAGAGACUUGCUGAGCUCUCUCUUAUUGACCCGAAGAGAGCUAAAAGGAUUUUAGCCAAUAGACAAUCUGCUGCGCGGUCGAAGGAGAGGAAGGUGAGAUAUACCAAUGAGCUGGAGAGGAAGGUGCAGACGCUUCAGACAGAGGCAACAACCCUAUCAGCACAGGUCACUCUGUUACAGAGGGACACUACUGUUAUAACUGCUGAGAAUAAGGAGCUCAAGCUUCGCUUACAGGCUAUGGAGCAACAAGCACAACUAAGAGAUGCCUUGAAUGAAAAACUUAAGGAGGAGGUUCAGCGGCUUAAGAUUGAAACCAACCAAAUCCCACCUGGGAAUGGAAACCCUUUCUACAGAGGGCUCCCCCCUCAAUAUGCCGCCCCUCAGUCGUCCUCACAUCAUCAGCUUGGUAGCGGCCAGACCCAGCAGCACCAUCACAUGCUUCACAACCAGGCUGUUUCCAAUGGACAGGCUCGCCCGAGCUUCAUGGACUUCAACCAGAGGGCCUAGAAACUCUAUUUUAGUUAUUGACCACAGGAACAUAUUUAUGUUUGAGAAUUUAGAGGAGGGUAGUUAAUCUCAGAUAGCUUCUUGUACAUACUACAUACAGAUGUAUAUGUAUGUGGUGCAGGACUUAAGGCUGUGAAGAUUGCUGCUCACACAGUACACAGAACCCACAGUACCCUGUAUCAGUUAAAAACUAUAGAUGAAUUAUGUUAUCAUUUCUAGGAGAUAGGAUCGUUUAGAGCAUGUUUUAGUCCUAAUCUUACUGGAACACCUGCUGGGUUGUAUUAGCGUUUAUGCUAAUAAGAUCUUUUAUUUCCUAUGGAAGAUUGAUUUACUCUG
Molecule: messenger RNA, 1665 nt
Organism: Prunus mume (Japanese apricot)
Lineage: Eukaryota; Viridiplantae; Streptophyta; Magnoliopsida; Rosales; Rosaceae
Product: transcription factor VIP1
Biological process (GO): regulation of DNA-templated transcription
Cellular component (GO): nucleus
Molecular function (GO): DNA-binding transcription factor activity
Source: RefSeq, a predicted model, not a curated record